AUGGCCUCAUCAUCUUCGAUUGCUCUGAAAGACAUGGUCCCUGCAGCGGAGAAUAACAUAAACACAAGAUUUAUAUUGCUGGAGAAACGCAACACUUCAACAAGAACCAUGGAAAGUCAAGGUAAGCAAAACAGAGCAUGCUUGGAACUAGUGGCCGAUGAGACAACAGUGGUCCACUUCCAGCUGUGGGGAGAAGAGUGUGACGCCUUUGAGGUGGGGGACAGCAUCCGCUUGACCAAAGGCAUCUUCUCAUAUGAUCGGAGCAAGCAAGUGGUGCUGAGAGCUGGGAAGAGGGGGAAGGCCGAGAAGGUAGGAGAGUUCACUUUGGCAUUCGUGGAGACUCCCAACAUGAGUGAAAUACGUUGGGGUCCUGACCCCAAUAACCCCAAGCGUUGA
Telopea speciosissima is the source of this 396-nucleotide messenger RNA. RefSeq names its product SOSS complex subunit B homolog. The record is from RefSeq and is a predicted model, not a curated record. Gene Ontology annotation, cellular component: SOSS complex. Gene Ontology annotation, molecular function: DNA binding. The transcript has a single exon. Gene Ontology annotation, biological process: mitotic cell cycle checkpoint signaling; response to ionizing radiation; double-strand break repair via homologous recombination. Lineage: Eukaryota; Viridiplantae; Streptophyta; Magnoliopsida; Proteales; Proteaceae. Bases 1 to 396 code for a protein of 131 amino acids.